AUGGCAUUUUCUUCUCAGUUCUAUGUUUUAUAUGUAUAUAUGCUUGUGCUCGGUUUAGCUCAUGCUCAAUUGUCCCCUCAAUAUUACGUGAAAACAUGCCCAAAGGCCCUAUCUACCAUCAAAACUGCUGUGCUCAAUGCUGUUGCUAAGGAGCAUCGCAUGGGUGCAUCCUUGCUUCGUAUGCAUGUCCACGACUGCUUCGUUAAUGGAUGCGAUGGAUCGGUGUUAUUAGAUGACAUAUCGCCAACUUUCACCGGAGAGAAGACUGCCGCCCCAAAUGCAAAUUCUCUGAGAGGUUUUGAUGUCAUUGAUACCAUUAAAUCCCAAGUCGAGUCCAUUUGCCCCCGAGUUGUCUCCUGCGCUGAUUUACUUGCUGUUGCUGCUCGAGAUUCAGUUGUUUCUUUGGGCGGUCCUUCAUGGCAAGUUGAGUUAGGUAGAAGAGACUCCACAACGGCAAGUUACAACGCUGCAACACAAAAUCUUCCGUCACCGUUAAUGGAUCUCAGUGACCUUAUAACUGCCUUCUCAAACAAAGGGUUUACUGCAAAAGAAAUGGUUGCUCUCGCCGGAUCUCACACUACAGGCCAAGCUAGAUGCAUGAUGUUUCGAGGCAGACUCUUGAAUGAGACCAACAUUGAUUCAACACUAGCAACAUCAUUAAAAUCAAAUUGCCCGAACACGGACAGGGACAACAGCCUCUCCCCACUGGAUGCUAACAGCCCUGUUAUAUUUGAUAAUAAGUAUUACCAGAACUUGGUUAGAAACAGAGGCCUUCUGCACUCAGAUCAGCAGCUUUUCAGCGGUGGAUCCACCGAUUCACUGGUCGAAACUUACAGUACAGAUCCUUUUGCUUUCUAUACAGAUUUUGCCAAUGCCAUGAUCAAGAUGGGGAAACUUGGCACUCUAACAGGAUGGUAG
Messenger RNA from Mercurialis annua (annual mercury), 918 nucleotides. Its product is annotated as cationic peroxidase 1-like. Gene Ontology annotation, biological process: response to oxidative stress; hydrogen peroxide catabolic process. NCBI's taxonomy places the organism in Eukaryota, Viridiplantae, Streptophyta, Magnoliopsida, Malpighiales, Euphorbiaceae. Gene Ontology annotation, molecular function: peroxidase activity; heme binding. The record is from RefSeq and is a predicted model, not a curated record.